GGCUCGGCUCGGGGGCGGGGCGGGGCGCGCUUCCCCUCGCCGGAAGCCACUCCCGGGCUCCCGCUCGCUACAAAGUAGCCCGCCCUAGGGCUCGCUUCCGAGGCGGAUCGCUCUGUCUUUGCACACGCAGGGGCAGCCCCGCCGAAGCGGGGCCUCAAAAAAUUGGGUCGAAACUCAUAACUGUUCCUCUCCACGGAAAUCUUUAGUAAAAGGCGAAAGAUUUAUGCGAUCUGAAGAGAAACCAGAGUAUGCCUACCCGGUCGCCGGACGCGCUGCCCGGGCGGGGGUGCCUGACGCCCAGGUCAGGGUGAGGCGGGGCAGGGGUGGGCACGCGCCCCGCCCGCGGCCUGCAAUCACGGCCCGACCCCCGCCCGCGGCCCUCGCCCCCGCCGGGGGGCUCUGCAAGGGAAAGCGGGGGGAGAGGCCCCGCCGCGCCGCACUGCACCCUGGGUAUGCAAAUUUAUGGAGAUCUAAACUUCCGCUCCCCGCCCCCAGCUCUGCUCCCGCCCGCCCCGCCCGCGAGCUGCACAGCGCCGGGCACCGGCAGCACCGGGCACUGCAGCCCUCGGCACCUGGGUAUAGGUACACUUGUAUACCAGUGUGCGUGUGUGUGCAUAAAAUAUGUUUAGCGGUGCACUUUUAUAGCUAUAAAACUCUGUGUGUGUGCAUAUGUGUGUGUGUGUGUGUAUGCAUGUAUAAAAAUACAUAUGUUUAGAGGUACAGGUUUAUAUAUAUAUAUAUAAAACUGUGUGUAUAUAUAUGUAUAUAUAUAUGUGUGUGUGUAUGUAUGUAUGUAUAAAAAUAUAUAUAUUUAGAGGUACAGUUAUACACACACACACACAGUUUUAUAUAUAUAUAUGUAUAUGUAUGUAUGUGUGUAUGUAUAAACAUAUACAUAUUUAUACUGUUAUAAAUAGAAAUAAAUAUUUUUGCAAAAAAAAAAAGGCAGCGCAGCCGGGAUCCCGCCCCAGUGAGCGCCUGGUCUCCAGCCGGCCGCCCCUUCUCCCCCCAGCUCGAUGUUUCUGCGGCAGGGGCGCUGGUGGGGGCAGCGAUUAGAGACCCUUGCAGGGCUGUUACUUUCCAGGCUGAGAAGCAAGUUCUGCCCUCGGCCAUGAGCCUGGGGGAGAUUGGCCUUGGCUGCUUAGGAGGGAAAACUGGCAGAGACUAUGAAGUUCUUUGGGUAGAUGUGAUAUCUUUUAUUAGAUCAACUAAAUAGUUAAAAAAAUGUUCUUUGCCAGCUUCCGGGCACAAACAACCUUCUUCAGGCACAGGGGGAGCAGGGCGCUGUGGGAGUGGGGUGAGGGGCACCGGCAGGGCCAGGGGGGUGUGGGUCAGGAAUGGGGCACCGGCAGGGCCGGGGGGGGUGUGGGUCAGGAGCAAGGGGCACAAGCAGGGCUGUGUGUGGGGACUGAGGGGCACUGUCUCUGUGCCUGAAGACGGGUGUUUGUGCCCCAAAGCUUGCAAAGAACAAUUUUUCCAAUGAUUGAGUUAGUCUAAUAAAAGAUAUCACAUUUACCAAAGAAUCUUGUCGUGCAGAGAGUACGAAUGCCCUUUGAUGUAUUUUCCCUGCAAACAGUGGUUGAAGCAGCCAGAGAGCUUCCAGCAGCAACAGCAAAGUGAUGUGGUGAUGCAUCUGCGUGUGGUACCAUCCCCUGAGCCUGGGAGCUCCAUGCCUUCCCUCCCCUCUUCCUCAGCUCAGCCCGAGACAGGCCACAGAGCCAGCACUCACAGCCGCUGCCCAAGCAAGAGCCCUGGGACACUGCGGCCACAGGAACAUGUGAUAAAGAGAAGAAAAAAAAUGACCAAACGCCAAACAUGAGAGCAAGUUGUGCUCGUGGCGUGGGGGAGGUGGUGACCGUGGCCUGACAGCCGCGAGAUCGGCGGUCCCGGCCCGCGCUGAUCGGCAGGGGCGUGAUCAGGAGAGGAGGGCGGUGAGCGGAUGCUGCCCGUGCAGCGCGCGCGCCAAAAAAAGAGAGAGGACCCGCGCCAUAUCGGAGAGGCCUGAUCACCCUCACCGGAGGUCCUGUGUCCACGAAAUCCUUUCCCCCCCGACGCCCCCCAUCACGACCGAGUAUAUUGUUCAAACGUGUUUAGAGCGCUCGAGUCACCAGCGAGUUUAAUCUUGAAAUUGCUGUAGAGGAAGCCACCUAUACGAAAGUGUGAGUAAAGCAUUUAUUUGUUACACCGCCUCCUUAAUCGUUUUCUGUCAACGGGAAGAGAGAUAAGAGAGGGAGAAACAAGGUCCCGUAACCCUUUUGUCCCCGGCCUGUUCGCACAGCACCUUUCUGGGUCCAACCACCCACCGUCAGGUUGGUCAUGGCGUCAUGGACAGGAUCCUCGGGGCAAAGGGGGAACGAAGGAGACGUUGACGAGCUAGUCAGGUACUGCCCGUGGGGGAACCAUCACUGGCCCCCGACCACGGACGCUGAUACUCUGUGGGCCCACGUGGCGUACCAUCAAGCUGGGCAAGACGGGAAGAUAGGGGGCUAUGUCUCCAUCCGCCCGACUGAGGGCAGUGAGGAGCCGCUUAAAGAAUGGGCCGUGUCUGGCCUCAGCCCCGCAGCCCUAGGAUGCCUCCUUUCCAGCCCCACGGUUCUUUACCGCCCGCCCGACACAAAACCAGAGGCGUUACUUAGCCGUGUCAAGCCCACAGGCACAGACGACCGCGCUCCCGCGAAAGAGUACGCCAGGUGCAUCCAGUACCUAAAGGAGGUGAGCGGCUGCGAAACCCCUCCCGGUAAAUUUAGAUGCCCUAACCUCGAUCCUGGGGGCGCCGAAAAUGAAAUCCUAACGGCACUCCACGAGAGUCUUGAGGCCGAUGAACGGGACGCCACAGGGUGGACAGGGCAAAAGUGGAAUAAGGGAAAAAUGAUUAAUGUCCUGUUUUGCUCGGUGACCACCUUACUACGACACGCGGCGAACCAAGCCAGCAUAAUAGAUACGCUGACUAAGAUGGCCGCGCAGCAGAGUACCGCACAGCCAGAGCCACCACUUAAAGAUGGCGCCACGGGAGAAGAAGAAGGAGCGACCGAAAAGCUCCAGGCGGGAAACCCCGACGCUAGCGAAACCCCGUCGGCCCCACCCGAGGAACCGCCUCCGUAUAACACCCCGCCGGAGCUAUAUCCCGCCCUCCCCGCCGAUGUAGGCGCACCCGUUCUGCAUGCAAACCCUGUAGCCUUAGUGAAAACUGUCACUGAUGGCGCGGGCACCCGCACCCUCACUACCUUCUGCACGUGCACCAGAGGGGAACUCCAAGAGCUGGCAAGAGACACCCAACUAAAUCCAGGUGAAACACUGGUAAUAUGGUUAGGACGAUUAAUAUUAGAACACAGGUCAGAUUUAGUAGACCCUGAGGAGUGUACUGCCCUAAUGCACCAACCCGCAUGGAGCGGAGGAGCGUGUAGCGACACGACUCAAAUACUGCACAACAAGGUUUGGCCAAUCCCUUUGUGUGCUGCUGUGGUCCCAGCGCUGCAAAACCGAACUCAUGCUUGGCAUGCGGAUCCACCCGGUGAUUCAUCGCCCGCACAGCUCCUGUAUGCAAUAGCGGGAGCCAGUUACUUAACCUGGGACGCCGGACGGUAUCCACUAACCCUGACUCCACAUCAAGCAAACAGUGUUUGGCCGCAUCGCUGGUGUAACGAUCCUGGCAAGGUCCCUGUGUCUGCAUCAGCAGUGGAGGCCUGCGUUGAGAUUUAUGGAGGUAUGAAUACACCCAUGUUCCGCUUGUUAUUACACCCACUGGUAGGGGGGCCGAUAGGGAACCUUCUAAGUAGCCUGGGAAAGCUUACCACAGCGCCUAAAACAGAACCCAAGCCCACCCCGCCAGCGGCAGUACAGGCGGUAGGAGCGUGGAAAGCAACACCUAGUAAACCCCGAACUGAUCGCUCGCUGCGCGGGCGACCGCCAGACCGCACACCUGAGGAACGUGCCACGUUUGGCUUUCUGCUAAACAAAAGCGGCCUGACGAACAAUCAGCUUCGUGGGCUAGGAGACGAGGGGCAAAGGGCACUGGCGCUGAACCUAGGCUUUAAGCCUUGGGGGCAGGAGCCAGACAAAGAAAAAAACAAAUAGCGGCCGUCGAUACGGGCAACGACGGCCGACCCACCAACGACAAACGCCCGUACGCAACCUAUAGCGUGAGCGCAACUGCAGAUUCUACCCCUAUCCCUACGCGCUUUUUGCUAGACACGGGAGCCCAAGUAAACGUGUUGAGAUCUGAAACGCCCCAUGUCAAGACAUCCAAAGUCAUCUUUGUACAAGGGCUAAACGCCAUGACAUCCGUGCCCGUGGUCAAGUUUUGGAUCAACAAAAGGGUCCUGUAUGGAGUCUUAGGGGGCAUAAACAUCUUGGGCAUCCCCGCAAUAAAGGCGCUGGCCUUAAAGAACGCCAUAUACCUAGCACUCCCAUUGACUGUGGCACCAGGCGAAAAACGCCAGCCAGUGCUAGUAAACCCUGCGCCCUGGCGGUAUCAGCCAAUCCCGACGUGCACUGACCUGCAGCCCCAGAUCCGAAACCUCUUGGUUGACCUGUGCAAGCGAGGGUGCAUUCAGCCCGUAAAAUCCUCCACCUACCUUUCGGCCGGAUGGGGCAUCCCCAAACCAGGAAAACCAACGGAAGCUCGUCUAGUGGUGGACUACCGACAAGCGAAUCGUCGCUGUAACCCGCUCCAAAUGCCCGCUGCGCAAACCGUCUCGGACAUCCUCGAUGGCAUAACCAAGAUGCAGAGGGGUGAAGAGUGGUUUGCCACCACACUAGACUUAAAGGACAUGUUUUAUUCGAUCCCUAUACAUGACCCGCAUGGGAUCCUUAAUAUGUGCGUAGCCGGACAAAUGUUUUCCUGGAAGGUUUGUCCACAAGGUUACCGCAACGCACCAGCACUAGCAGCCACAGCGAUGAAUGGGACGAUCGACCGCAGAUAUUCACAUCUGGACCUAUGUCGACAGCAUUGUCAUCAUGGGGCACCACUACGGACCUAAAGGACUACCUGAGCAAUCAAGGAUGGACGGUAAACCCGGCCAAGUCCAUGAGCGAGCCAUCCUCGGACAUUAAGUUUUUGGGGACACAAUGGCGAUCAGGGACAACACACAAUGCUACCCCGAGUUGUCCUCACCUUGGCCGACCACGCAGGCAGACUUUCAAGGCCUGCUAGGCCAGAUGAAUUGGCUCCGUAAUUUCCUAAUGCCAUCACAUUUAAAAGUUAUCCAACGGUUGCAACACCAAAUUCGCAAGAAAACACGACGCAGAGUCCCAUGGAAUGAGCAUGACCAAGCCGCGUUGGAAAAAGUUAUGACAGAGGUUAAAAAGAUGCGUCUGAUCGCACCCCCCGCCGGCAAUCCCUUGACAAUUCACGUGGGCUACACCACGGAGCAUAUCUGGUUUAGAGCCAGUGACGCCGAAACGGGAAAUCUCGCGUACACUGGUCACUGCACACUCAAAUGCCACCAACAUUGGUAUGGUUGUCUAGGGAAAGUCAUGCUCGCGGCUCAACUAGGAGAACACCUCGCGGCGAGCCCAGGUGUACUUGUUGCACCCGGCGGCACCACACUAGGAUUACUUAACCCUGGUAAAAUCCACCCGGAGUAUCAGGGCACAGAAAAACCUUGGAGCGCCCUAGUCCUUCGUCACCAGUAUCACUGGUCGGCGUGGCAAGUCGCUGACGGAGAAAUGAUUCCGGCCACUGAAGAGGAUGAUCUCAUUGUACUACAAUUGUAUGGGACCACAUCCUCAGCGUGGAUAGCUUCAGAUGGUACAUCCCGUGAUGGCGGAGGGUAUGGAUAUUAUUGUGACUCCUGUCACGACUACAAGCUCCAAACGUCCCAUCCAGGAGAGUCGGUCCAAGCAUCUGAACUAUGAGGCUUUCAACUAGCUCUUGAACACACCUACCGUCACCACGAUGGGACGCUUCCGGUACCUGUCAUAGCCGUAGACUCAGAAUAUAUAUACAAGAUUGUUACCGGAAUGGCACAAGUUACGGAACACACAACCCUCUGGGACGAUGUCAAGACCACUUUAUUACGUUUCUCUGUUCGCCCCUUAAUCAAGCACACGCGUUCUCACCGACCUGACACGGACCCCGUACAUACCGUCAUAGAUCAGCUACUGGCACACCAAGGACCCAUGAAUCAAAAGGACAUACCUCAGUUACACGUCACUGACAUCAUAGACACCGACCCCUUUCUCGCUUGGCUCCACAAGCGUUGGGGACACCUCGGAGCAAAAAGGGCGCAAGUUCGCUGGAGGAAACAAAGCAACAAAGGACCGAGCGUAGAACAGUGGAAAAGAAUAAUCCAAGCCUGCUCUGCCUGUGCGCGAGAAAAACCGGUACGCCACAAGCACCAAAAGGGCGCCUAUGACCCAGCGCAUUUUGCUCCAGGUAAGGUGUGGCAAGUGGACCUGCUCAGGCCACUCCCAGGAGCCAAGACACUGAACAAGGGGCUAGUAAUCGUAGACCUGGGAACUCGUCAAAUCCUCGUCCUCCCCACGAGGAAGACCACCGCUCCCGUAAUUCAAGGAUGUCUACAGCUCGCUUUCGCCCAUUGGCAAGUGCCCCACAUCCUCCGAUGAAGGACCACCUUUUAACUCCAAAGCCUUAGAGCGGUUCGCGAUAGAGCACAAUGUUCAGUGGCAUCACCAUCUACCCUAUCACCCGCAGUCCAAUGGCGUCGUGGAGCGCCAGAUAGGACUAUACAAGGAACAGUUAAGGCUAAGGGAAAAUGGAUCAUUCAAGAACUGGACUAAGUACAACAAUGAUGUACUAAUUGCCAUGAACGCCACUAAAGCUUUGUGGAAUGAAUGCACCCCGGUGCCACAUCCGCCUUGGCAGCCAUGUUACUCAUCCCAAGAAACAGUGUGGCUAACCAUUCCCACAGCUACCAGUAAGCGCCCAACCCCAGCUCCCAGUGUUGUACUUAAACCCGGCGAGUACCCGAAUACCUAUUUUGUUUCUCUUGAAGCAGUCUCACCCGCACGCACCGUCUUGGCCCACCAUAAUUGGCUAAGUCGACGUAGUACAGUUUAGUAUACAUUACUAACGAACCCCAAGUUUUGUUUUCCAGCCCGAAACGCCAUGAAGUCGCCGAUGUAUGACAUGGUGUGAAACUCACAUUCGGGACAACUAUUGCCAUGAGUGAACCCAUUGGUGACAACCCCGGUAAAAAUGCCGUGCUGCAUCUAGACAGACGCGGUUGGAUUCAGUACUGACUAACUAUCUGACUUAUUUGCAAGUCUUGAGUGAAAUUUUACACUUUUGAUACCAUUGUUUAGUGCCUUAUUAUGUAUUUGUAUUAGAUAUUGUAUUUUGUACGUUUUAGCUUUGUAUAUACCCACUUACUCGCUAUAGGAAAAGAAGUUCUCGAGCUUAAACAUGUCUGAAAUUGGCAUUUGGUCAAGGGGGCAUGUGAUAAAGAGAAGAAAAAAAAUGACCAAACGCCAAACGUAAGAGCAAGUUGUGCUCGUGGCGUGGGGGAGGUGAUGAGCGUGGCCUGAUAGCCGCGAGAUCGGAGGUCUCAGCCCACGCUGAUAGGCAGGGGGCGUGAUCGGGGGAGGAGAGAGAAAAGAAAAAAAAAAAAAGGCGGCGAGCAGAUGCAGCCCAUUUAAAAAGCGCACGCACCAAAAAAAGAGAGAGGACCCGCGCCAUAUCGGAGAGGCCUGAUCACCCUCACCGGAGGUCCUGCGUCCAUGAAAUCCCUUCCCCCCGGGCGCCCCCCAUCACGACCGAGUAUAUCAUUCAAACGUGUUUAGAGCUCUCGAGUCACCAGCGAGUUUAAUCUUGAAAUUGCUGUAGAGGAAGCCACCUAUACGAAAGUUUGGCUCAACCCUAAUAUUUCCAGGAGAGUCAGGACACCUCCAACCUCCAGAAAUUCGAUGAGGUACCUAUGGCUGCAGAAAUGAGGGCAACAAAACAGAAAUGGUCACUGGUUAUAAAAAAAAAAUCCUCUUUCCUCAGCUCUUCAUAUUAUUGGCAACCUUCAUUGUACUGCCCUGUUUCUCCUUGUGUCUAAUCUCCCGGAGGAAGAGGACUGGUCACCACAAAGGCAGCCCGGAGCCCCAGUGCAAAUGCCCCACCUGGAAAUGUACUGUGCCCCCAACAGAUCAGGUGAGAUUUUCCUCUGAGUGGCCACAUUCACAUACUGAACACCAUACAUGGAGAACCUGUGCAUCUCCAUGACGAAGAUGCCUGUCAGACCCCGAUCUGGGGCCAACGAUCGGACUGUGCGUGGGGAACAUGCAGGAUUCACUGAACAGUUAACACAGGGAGCAGCAUAAAAUACAGCAUGGAGUGUAAUACGGCAUAAAAGAGUGUUCCUGGCAAACAGGCACUGCCCUGGCUUUUGCCCAGCUUUGUGCGAAAUAGCAAGUCCAGCACCUUCCACAUGACUGACUCCUCUCCUUCGAGGGUGUUCUCAUCACCACGUUAUCCGAGCUCCCCGAGCAGGCUUCUCAUGCCCCACAGCCCAAUUCAGAAUGGAUCCACCUACACCACCAGUCUGUGGGUGGGUCUCUCCUGACAGAAGGGAUCUAGAGACAGGCAGAGGGGAUGAGAAAAUCCUGCCUACAGCCUGGGAGCUCAAAAGCACAGGCCCAGGACAACAGCCCCUUCCUGGACAUGGCCCUAGUAGUAAAGCAGAGGUGUCCAAGAUACGGCUUGCGGAGCUGUGUCAUCCGGCCUACAGGGUUUCCCACAGGGCCAGAAAUUUGGUGAUGGGCUGAGCAGUGACAGUGUUCAAUGUCAUGGCUCCUGGAGCAAUGAAUGCUGCUUCCACCUGUCCCACUGACAAAUUCCAAGCCCUCUGGGGGGCCCUGAAGGCCAAAUCCAGAGUGUGCAGCUGUCAUUUGGCCCACGGGCCAGAAACGUGAUGAUGUGAGGUGUGGCGGCUCCAGGAAAUUAAUGGGUUCAAUUAAUGCUGCUGCUGCCAAAUGUGCAGCCCAGUGAGCAGCCUGUAUUCUGGAUCCAGCCUACAGACGCAUUCUGAGCUCUGGAUCUGGUCCAUGCGCCCAGGUGAGUUUGACACCCCUAUAGGAGGGUAUCAGGGCUCCUUGCUACAGUCUGUACCCUGGUUUGCUGUAAUUCUGGCAAACAAACAUACCUCAUGGAGGAUGUGUGAUACUCACCCACUUGCAGCAGAUAAAAAGAUGCCUAUGGCCUUCA
Messenger RNA from Alligator mississippiensis (American alligator), 9151 nucleotides. RefSeq lists its product as uncharacterized. The transcript is spliced from 2 exons. Bases 2317 to 4074 code for a protein of 585 amino acids. The record is from RefSeq and is a predicted model, not a curated record. NCBI's taxonomy places the organism in Eukaryota, Metazoa, Chordata, Crocodylia, Alligatoridae.